AAAGCUGCGCAUGUGCCAAUUAUUGUGUCACCGGAAGUAAAGCACAUGCGUAACCAAGAUGCUGUGGAGACCUUGAAAACAACACACUUGUGCACAAAUUGUAUUGUUUAACUAUGGCAAGGAGGCUUAUAUACCCCAUCUACCAGUUUGGGAACCCCCAGCUGAGGAUAUUCCGCCCCAAUUGGUUCCUUACUCUUGUCAGGCCUGGCAAGGAGCAGCCACCAGACACUGUUCAGUUCCGAGUGCCCAUGGAGAUGACCAAGUUUGACGUAAGGAACUACCUCCAGCGGAUCUACAACGUGCCAGUAGCUGCCGUCCGCACCAGGAUCCAGUUUGGCUCCAACAAGAAGAGGAAUCACCUUAACCAGCGAGUGAAGAAGCCAGACUACAAAGUGGCUUACGUCCAGCUGGGCCAGGAGCAGACAUUUGAGUUCCCCAACAUCUUCCCGGAGAAGGACGCCAAGUCGGCCGAGGGCUCCGUGGAGGAGAUGCAGGAGCAGUUCAUGGAGGACGAGAAGCAGCGGCAGAAGCCCGACCCACGAAGGGGCGGCGUGACCGAGUGGUUUGGCCUCUGAAGGGGGCGCUAUGACCGAGUGGUUUGGCCUCUGAAGAGACUGCAUUCUCCUCUGUUAGAAUGUCCGUGUGUGUGUGUGUGUGUGUGUGUGUGUGUAUGGAGACCAGGAGCUGCUGCGUCACCUCACUAGACCCCACAUGUGGCUCUGGCUUGGCUGUGGAGGAGCCUGAGCAGUUUUACCAUCUUGUCACAUUGGAUCCAGCUGGCCAUCUCAUACCCGGGGGGCCAUAUGCCCUCCCCCAUGUCUCUUUUUUUCUUCCCAUCUCUCUUCUCUAUCCCCCUUUCUCCUUCUCAUCUCUCUUUUCUAUCCCCCUUUCCCCUUCCCUCACUCAUUUAUUUCUUUUCCCGUCAUUUGCUCAUCACAAUAUCCUCUACCUAGUACUUUUCCCUCCCUCUCUUUCUCUCUUUCUCUGUCUUUCUCUCUGUCUUUCUCUCUCUCUGUCUUUCUAUCUCUCUCUCUCUCCCACCCCCAUCGAGGCCUCUGCGUAUGCGUGUGUCAUUAGCAGUGCCAGUGGAGUGGUCAGUCCAGGAAGAAGUCCAGCAAAGCCACAUUCAAUCCAUCACCCUCCUCCCACGGGCCCACCAUCAGUGACAGGAGAGACUGGGAUGGAAAGUCCUCACGGUCAAACAAAGGAAACUUCUGUUGAACACCAUUCGUUUCGUUGAGGUGGAUGGAUGGAUGGAUAUGUUGCAGCUUUUCUAAUAAAAAACAAAUCAUUGUAAAUAUCA
This is a messenger RNA of Sardina pilchardus (European sardine), 1303 nucleotides long. RefSeq names its product mitochondrial ribosomal protein L23 (gene mrpl23). Gene Ontology annotation, molecular function: structural constituent of ribosome. Gene Ontology annotation, cellular component: ribosome; mitochondrial large ribosomal subunit. NCBI's taxonomy places the organism in Eukaryota, Metazoa, Chordata, Actinopteri, Clupeiformes, Clupeidae. The record is from RefSeq and is a predicted model, not a curated record. Gene Ontology annotation, biological process: mitochondrial translation. Bases 114 to 575 code for a protein of 153 amino acids. The transcript is spliced from 5 exons.